AUGGACGACGUCGAGGCGCUGCUCUCCGUCAAGGACUCCGUCGAUUCGUUGCUCUCCGUCGAGGAUUCUGUCGAGGCGCUGCCGGCUUCCGUCUACGUGUCGGACUCCAUCGUGGAGGUGCAGCCUGCCGUCGAGGACUCCAUCUACGUAGAGGUGUCGGCUUCCGGCGAGGCGCCGCAGGAGGUGCCGGUCUCCGUCGUCGAGGUGCCGGACUCCGUCGAGGGCAUGCAGUGUGCUCGUUGCGGCACGUUGCACGCCGGCGGCGUCUUCUCAGAAGCUUGCUUCCAUGCACGACGCAAUGCUCGCAGGUGUGCACGUUGUGGACUCAUGCACGAAGACUAUGACCUAUCAGCAUAG
Molecule: messenger RNA, 357 nt
Organism: Miscanthus lutarioriparius
Lineage: Eukaryota; Viridiplantae; Streptophyta; Magnoliopsida; Poales; Poaceae
Source: the annotation of a GenBank genome assembly